AUGUCUUUGGAACUGCCCAUCCCGGAUACGCGCGUCCUGGCCGUCGCCAGUCAUUCCCUCGGCUGCGACGUCGCGGCCCUCAACACCGUCCAGUUCAGCUACAGACAAUGGAAGGGUACCAAGGUAUCCGCGCAGGAGAUCCGGGACCUCUUUGAGGGCCUCAAGCAGUCGUACCUCGACGACUUUGACAUGAUGCUCUCGGGCUACAUCCCGGGCGCCGAGGCCGUGGUGGCCGUGGGCGACAUCGCAAAGGAGCUCAAGCGCAAGCAGGCCGCCGCGGGCACGCCCGGCGGCUUCUUCUGGGUCCUGGACCCCGUCAUGGGCGACAACGGGAGGCUGUACGUCGCCGAGGAGGUCGUGCCCGCGUACCAGUCGCUCGUCGAGUACGCGGACCUGAUCCUCCCGAACCAGUUUGAGGCCGAGUAUUACCGCAUCCCCCACGUCGUCAUCACCUCAGUCUCCCUCGCCUCUCCCGACCACCCGCCGUCGCACCUGUCCGUCGUCGGCUCCAGCAUGUCGCCCGCCACCGGCGAGCCGCGCCUCUUCAAGAUCGUCUUCCCAGCCAUCGACGCCUACUUCUCCGGCACGGGCGACAUGUUCGCCGCGCUGAUGACGGUGCGCAUGCGCGAGGCCGUUAUCGCCGCCGCCGCCCCCGGGGACGAGGGCCCGCUCAAGGACCGCAAGUCGUGGCUCAGCGGCGACGACGUUGACGCGCUGGAGCUGCCCCUGGCGAGGGCCGCCGAGAUGGUGCUCGCGAGUAUGCACGAGGUGCUGGCGCAGACGGCGCAAGGGAUGCAGGACGCCGUGCGGGCCGCCGGGGUCGACGACACGACGGAGGAGGGGCGGAGGAGGCUGCAUCUGCUCAAGAGCAAGAGCGCCGAGCUUAAGCUCGUGAGGAACCUGGCGAGUCUGAGGGAGCCCGUCGUUGAGUUCCGGGCGAGGAAGCUGUAG
Messenger RNA from Colletotrichum spaethianum, 951 nucleotides. RefSeq names its product putative pyridoxamine 5'-phosphate oxidase. Gene Ontology annotation, biological process: pyridoxal 5'-phosphate salvage. Gene Ontology annotation, cellular component: cytosol. Lineage: Eukaryota; Fungi; Ascomycota; Sordariomycetes; Glomerellales; Glomerellaceae. The transcript has 4 exons. The record is from RefSeq and is a predicted model, not a curated record. The coding region runs from base 1 to 951 and encodes 316 amino acids. Gene Ontology annotation, molecular function: pyridoxal kinase activity.